UCUUGUUUCAGGAUCCUAGAUAAUAUCAAUCAGACUUAGAGUACCUCUUGUUUCAGGAUCCUAGAUAAUAUCAAUCAGACUUAGAGUACCUCUUCUUUUACUUUCCCUUUGUAUGCUCUUAUAUCUAGACUCACGCAAGCUAUACCUUAGUUAUGAUUUACAGUCUAUGUCCGUCGACUAAUACUACCUGAAUAUUAAUAUAGAGGAUACCUGUUACAAUAAAAUGAUUAUUAUGUCCAAACCAUCAUAUUGUCUUUAGUGUAGAAACUAGACUUGUUCCCCUAGAUUGGGAGUGUCAGAGGCGUUCUCUCCCCGAGGGUUUUGGGUCUAGUUUCUACUUUUUAUUCAAUGUUUGCAGUUCACACAGUUGUACACGUUAUUACAGUUUCUUCUUUGUCCUUGUUCUAUAACAUCAAACAUCAUCAAAACACUUACUACUAUUAAUGCCUUAUAUGUAUUACAACAAGCAGUUAAUUACCUUUAAUGUAGGUUGACCUGGUUAGUCCCCAAAGAGUAUGUUCUUCUACUCACAAUUGCUCCAGAGGCUUAUCCAAUCACUCAGUAUCUGUUUCUCCUACUAGAAGUUUGUACUAUGAUUUACUGAAGAGAACGGUUUGAGACAAAUAAAACUUAUAACACCACUGACUCUGUUUAUCCACUCUGGUUAGGAGGUGGAUGUAUUCAGCACGAGGAGUGUGGAGGGUAGUUGUCUCAGUAUGUCUCGUUCAGAAGUCAAGAGAUACAAUUGUUCCAGAGUAUGAAAGUCAGAUAUGACCUUUUAGGUUGAUGAUAGUUGAAGUGUCACGACCUGUCUGUCGGUGAUAAGUCAAGUAGCACUAUCAUGGUAUCACUAUCAUGCCCUCUUAAGGAAGGCACUCUCCUUAUAUCCUCUUUUCGGGACCAGGUCAGCUUUAGCGCUGAGUCACAUUCUAACCUUGUGGCGAGCUAUUUCUGUAAAGGGUCAGUUUGACAUGUUACUGUGAAACAUUACUAAUGACAGAUGCUUCCUCGAUCCCCAACUCCUGCAUCAGUUUAACCCAUUCGACUUCUAGUCUAUCUCUUCCUCGUUCCGUCGAUGACCCGCUCUCUCCCCCUUCUGGGGGCGGUGCCCGAAUGCAAGGCAUCUCCUCGGGCCAGCUCUCCGGCCCCCACUCAAGAGGUGGAGCCGGUGGUGACGGUGUGUGCUGAUCCAGCGAAGGAUGUGUCCUCAGAGCCCCUUUCUGUGCUUCCGCAUCAGUCCUUAAAAACACACAACACUGACAGUUUCAGCUAUGUACCUGUCUAACAUCUGUGUAACAUCAGUUCACUUGUGCUGAGGUGGGAGGGGUGGCAAUAUUGGAGGUGUGUCCUUAACAACACUGACAGGUUCAUGCAGCUCUAAAAGGAACGUUUCAGACCCACAAACAGCAGGUCUCCUUGGUAACACAGUUGGUUCAGAGAGUGGAACCACAACCUAUCCAGCCAUGACACACAGUGUCCAUGGUAGAGAGAUGUUCAUUUUGUGUUGGUGAAUCUGGUAUUUACAAACAGCCUACCCUACUCCUAAAUCCUGGCUGGUUUAACAGCAUCACAUAGGUGUCUUUUCAUCCUGGCCAUUAGCCCAGUAGCCUAAUAAUAAAGGGGUUUUAAAUGGUCUAAUGAGAGUGCCUUGAAAUAUUAGCCUUAAUGUUUUUUCAUUAUUCACAAUUCAGCAUACUUCAUUUUCCUCGUUUUGAGUAAGAUUUCCAGUCACAUGUCACAGUUCUUCCAUGGCCUGCAUACACACCAGACAUGUCACUCGUUGAACAUGUCUGGGAUGCUCUGGAUCGAUGUGUAUGACAGCUUGUUCAAGUUCUCGCCAAUAUCCAGCGACUUCAUACAGCCAUUGAGGAGGAGUGGAACAACGUUCCACAGGCCACAAUCAACAUCCUAAUCAACUCUAUGCGAAGGAGAUGUUGCUCUGCAUGAGGCAAAUGGUGGUCACACCAGAUACUGACUGGUUUUCUGAUCCACACUCCUACCUUUUCUUAAAGGUUUCUGUGACCAACCGAUGCAUAUCUGUUUUCCCAGUCAUGUGAAAUCCAUAGAUUAGGGCCGAAUGAAUGUUUUUCAGUCUACUGAUUUCCUUUUAUGAGUAUAAUUUUAGAAAUUAUUGCUUCUACCAUUUAUAUUUUUGUUCAGUGUAUUAAAGUAAGGUACCUAAUUGUUACCCAGUAAAUGGUUUGAUAUUGAUAUCAAAACUGCUGCAUUAGGCCUUUAAACAAGUCUUUCAAAAACCAUUUCAAUGCUGUUCCUGAUUCUAAUCCCAUAUCUGUUCAUAUUCCCACAGGAGAGAUCUCCAACCCAGGUUCAGACAGUGAGCCCAGUUCCACAGCAUCAGGAAACCAUAAACACAGACAGAGGAAAUCCAGACAGAAACAUCACCACUGCAUGGACUGCUUCACUAGUUUCUAUGAGCCAGAGGAGUUGAGAAGGCACACUUGUAGGCCCCACCCCUGCUCAGAUUGCAGAGGCAGCUUUAUUUGUCCAAUUCACCUCAAAUCAAAACAGACUCAAAAAAGGAUUAUGACAUACCCGUGUGGUCAAUGUGAGAAGAUAUGUGAAACACCAAGCAAACUCAAGACGCACCAGAUAACUCACACAGGAGAGAAGCCAUACCACUGCACCAUUUGUGGAAAGGGUUGCAGUCAUUCGGAUCAACUAAAGACACACCAGAGAACUCACACAGGAGAGAAGCCUUACCAUUGCUCCCAAUGUGGAAAGAGUUUCAGUCAGUUAUCUACUCUGAGAAAACACCACCUAACUCACACAGGAGAGAAGCCUUACCUCUGCUCUCAUUGUGGGAAGAGUUUCCGUCAGUUAGCCAACCUAAAUGCACACCAGUUAAUUCACACAGGAGAGAAGCCAUACCACUGCUCUCAGUGUGGGAAGGAUUUCAGACAUCCAAGAGACUUAAAGUCGCACCAGAGAACUCACACAGGAGAGAAGCCUUACCACUGCUCUCAAUGUGGAAAGAGUUUCAGUCAGUUGUCAACUCUGAAAAAACACCAGCUAACUCACACAGGAGAGAAGCCUUACCUCUGCUCUCAAUGUGGGAAGAGUUUCAGCAGGUUAUGUGAAAUGAAGGCACACCAGAUAACUCACACAGGAGAGAAGCCUUACCACUGCUCUCAAUGUGGGGAUAGUUUCACCAGUUUAUAUUUCCAAAAGAAACACCAGCUGAUUCACACAGGAAAAAAGUCAUUUCACUGCUCCCAGUGUGGGAACAGUUUUAGUCAAUCAUCAACUCUGAAGACACACCAGAUAACUCACACAGGAGAGAAGGCCUUCCACUGCUCUCAGUGUGGGAAGAGUUUCAGUCAUUUAUCAACUCUGAAGACUCAUCAGAUAACUCACACAGGAGAUAAGCCUCACGCCUGCUCUCAGUGUGGGAAGAGUUUCAGUCUGGUAGGAAACCUUAAGCGACACCAGCUAUCCCACACAGUAGAGAAGCCUUACUGUUGCUCUCAUUGUGGGAAGAGUUUCAGUCAAUCAUCAGCUUUAAAGAAACACCAGAGAACUCACACAGGAUAAAAGCUGGGUCAUUAAAUCUGAAGACACCAGUUUGCUCACAUAGGGGAUAAGCCUUAACUCUACUAUCAAUGUGGGGGUAGUUUCACCAGUUUAUAUUUCCCCCCCCCCAAAAAAAAAACAGCUGUGGAAAGGUUCUGUAAUGAAUAAAAUGUUCUGUUUGCAUCUUAUCUUUGGUGUCCUAAACUGGUACUUGGUGCAUCUAAGUUUGACUGUGACCUCUCCAGCUUGCUGACAAUAAAGGGUGAUUCAUUUUAAUAUUGA
Molecule: messenger RNA, 3813 nt
Organism: Oncorhynchus mykiss (rainbow trout)
Lineage: Eukaryota; Metazoa; Chordata; Actinopteri; Salmoniformes; Salmonidae
Source: RefSeq, a predicted model, not a curated record